GAUUUGACCAUCUAUGUCGAAGCCAACUUUCGAUAAUCUUGUCGAUGAUGUCCAAUUACUUAUCUCUCGUAUGCGUUCACGUGAAGAUGCUGCAGAUGUAUUACGUCAACAGGCAUCGAAAUUACAAGCACAGUUAUUGAGUAUGAGACAGUGUCGAGAAGAAACUCUUGGAUUUGAUGAAUUUUCUAAAUGUGUAUCUGGUCAUCCAAAAGGUCAAUUGCUUAUGUGUCUUGCAGCUGAAAAUAAACAAUUAGAACAAUUAAGAAUUGAAAAUAAAACUUUGAGAAAUUCUCUAGAUGAACAUGACACUGCCUUAGAUAUGAUUAUGAGUAAAUAUCGUGGACAGAUCUCUAAACUGUUAAGAACUAAUCAAGUAGAACAAUUUGUUCAGUCAAUGAUGAUGCCUGAGCUUAAUGAAAUUACAUAUCAGAAUAUUCCUGGACAUGAUAUUCCUUGCCCAAAUAAACCCACUCAAUCGCAGUCUGUAGCGUAUAAACCAAAAUUAGACACAAAUAAUAUUACUACUGAUGGAUCUUGUAAAGUUGAAGAAACUAAAGAUACUCCUUUAGUACAAUCACUAACCGAGCAAUUGACUACAGUUGCUUCUAUAGUUCGUGAAGUCGCUGAUCAAGGUGAUGCAUAUGCUACAGAAUUAGAAGAAGAAUUGCAUCGAUUACGCUCUGAAAAUGCUGGUCUACGCGAACUUUUAAUGAUAUCUUCUGAACAUUGUCCUGAUAAUAAUAUCAGUGAUUCAGUUCACCUACCAGCAGUUUCUUUAUCAUCAUCAUCAUCGAAUAAAGAACAGGAAUCAAUGCUAACUUAUCCAACAAGAGGUUAUAGUUUUCUUAAUCAUCAUGAUAUUGAUUCUAAUUCAUCAUCAAGGCGUUUAACAUGUAUUGAUGAUGAUCAUUCACUAAGAGGUGGUGGCAUCAACAGAAAUGCAUACCUAUAUGACGAUAUUUCGUGUAGUGAAUCUGUUAGAGGUGACAGUGCUUUCACUGAGCAUAACACAGAUCAUCAUUCAAAUAUAGAUAGUGGCGAUGAAGAUGUUAGUACAGUAUGUAGUGACAAUAGCAGUAGUGAUGAAUCUCAAACUACAUAUCCAUUGUAUUUUCGUGAAGAAGUGAAUCAUCCUAAUGAUGAGUAUACUUGAUAUGUGAAUGUAAAUCCCCUUUGAGGUUAAUUAUAAAUUACCUACCUACCUACCUACCGCCUACUUGAUAGAUAUGCAUAUACACCUAUAGUUGUGUAUUUAAAAUGUAAACUUAAAUCUUUUAUUAGACGAUUAGUUUCUGUUUUAAAGGUUAGUGAAGUAAAGUUCUGUAUAUCCUCAAGUGUAGUGCGUGCGUGUGUAUGUGUGUGUGUGUGUGUCUGUGUCUGUGUGGUGCUUAGCUCAUCUUAUAGGAUGCUGUAUUUUUCCCUGCUACUACUACUACUACUACUACUACUAAUAAUAAUAAUAAUAUUAGUAAUGUUUCAACAGGAUGAAUCCAUCUUGCCUUCUAUGUUCUUUCUUUGAGUUUUUCUAAUAUGUAAAGAAAGAAGAACAAGUGUAUGAUUAUUGUUUACAGUGUGUUUUUAAAUUCAAUCUACUUUUCACUAACUCAUGAAUUAUAUUACUAAUAUUAUUAUUAUCAUUAUUAUUAUUUUGAAAUGCUUCAAUAUAUAUAUGUCCGGUUAUAAUUUGUUUGGAAUUGAAAAGCAACCAAUAGAUAAUUUUAGCAUUGUGUGUAACAAACAGAUUGAAACAGAACUGUUGACUUGUCAUUGUGAAAUGGGAUUAACGCAGGAAAAGAAAAUACAAUAAUUAUAAAAAGUGUAUUUUAUGUGAUUACUUAAUUUGUGUACAACCAUUUGUAUGUUGUUGACAAAAUGUGUUGAAAUGAUGAUAUGAAAUAAGACAUUUCUGUCUGUCUGUUUCAUUGACAAUUACAACUGUAUACAAUUAAUUCUGUUAAGUAAAUAAAUAAAUAAACAAAUAUAUCUAUUC
Molecule: messenger RNA, 1990 nt
Organism: Trichobilharzia szidati
Lineage: Eukaryota; Metazoa; Platyhelminthes; Trematoda; Strigeidida; Schistosomatidae
Source: the annotation of a GenBank genome assembly